Molecule: messenger RNA, 2669 nt
Organism: Osmia bicornis bicornis
Lineage: Eukaryota; Metazoa; Arthropoda; Insecta; Hymenoptera; Megachilidae
Exons: 11
Coding region: 153-1325 (390 amino acids)
Biological process (GO): detection of chemical stimulus involved in sensory perception of smell; sensory perception of smell
Cellular component (GO): plasma membrane
Molecular function (GO): odorant binding; olfactory receptor activity
Source: RefSeq, a predicted model, not a curated record
CAUUCUUUUGAAAAGAAGAUUUCAUUCCUUUGAAAAUUUUGUUCUAUCCACGAUAUUUCAAGAAAAAUAAAGUAAAAUUUAUUCAGAGGGUAGGUGACAUGGGAGGGUGCAUCGGUGACUAGGGAUCAGUUGCAGUUCAACCGUUGCACACGAUGGAUCAACUACAAGUUUAUUACAAACAGACUAUAUUCGUGUUAUCAGCAGUAGGUCUGUGGCCAUAUCAGAAUAAAUACUUCCGAUUGGUUUGCAAUAUCUUCAUCACCUUCAUUUAUCUUUCGUUCCUUCAUGCUCAGAUAGCCGCUAUGACGAACACAAAUCAUACCCUGCAUUAUUUGCUGAGGAGUAUAUUUUACAUGUCAGUGGAGAUGGGUUCGCUACUGAAAUACGGUACAUAUUACUUACAAGCCGACACAAUUAAACAUCUGAUGGAAGAAGUGAAACACGAUUGGAGAACAGAAAAUGAUGAAAUGCUUGAUAUUCUCAGAAACUUCGCCAAUUCGGGAAGACAUUACGCCUUUUAUUUCGCGUUGAUUUGUUUUACACCAGCCUUCGUACUCAUAGGAUGCGAGAUGUGCAAUUAUAUUUUGGAUACAGUCGCACCGUUAAAUUAUACUCGUCCGUACGCUAUACCGGCAGUAUACUUCGUUGACGAAAGGAAGUAUCGUUUUUUGAUCCUAAUAUAUCAGUCUUUUACAUUCUUGGUAUGUGCAGCUGUGUUUGCUGGGACAGAGUCAUUGGUUAUUAUGUGGCUGCAUCAUUUUAAUGCUUUAUAUGUACUCGUCAGCUAUUACAUUUACCAAGGUGUCAAGGAACAUAUCGGUCACACUUCAAACGAACAUUUAGGUAACACUAAGGGACUCUUAAUAAGAGCUGUAGUUAUCCACAGAAGAGUAAUGAAGUAUAUGGACAUUGCUGAAAAUGUUGUGUCAUUAUCGUACGUCUUUCUUCUUCUAUUUGCUACCAUUAGCCAAAGCAUUAACAUAUUUAUUCUGUCUCAUACCAUUUUUAAAUUAGAGGCAAAUAUAGAUACACUGUUGUGUUUGGCAUUUGCAUUUAGCGAACUGAUAUAUAUUUUUUGCAUGAGCUACAUAGUGCAACAAUAUUUAAAUAUUUCUGAAAACGUUAGUUUGCAGAUAUACAAUACCAAUUGGUACGAGGCUUCUUUGUCUACGAAAAAAUUCUUGUUGUUCGUUAUGAUGAAAACAUCCGAAGAGCGUCGCUUCAAAUUAUUCAUCUUCUUUAAACCAAACUUCGAAGGUUUCGUGCAGAUAUUAAAAGUGUGCUUCUCCUAUUUCACGGUAAUGGCUUCUAUAGAAGGACGAUAGAAAUAGUAUCGAUGUUACAUUACAGAAACAUGUAAUAGAAAGUUAAUUAUUUAAUUAAUUAACAGUAUUUAGCAUAAAAUGCACAGAAACGAAUGAGACUACACACUGUAGUGCUUUCGUAAUUGAGGAAUAUUAAAUUAAUUACGAACUGGAUGAAACGAAUAUUGAAUUAAUUCAGUGGUUGUCAAAAUAUAAUUGAUGGGUGAAAUUCGUAUUUAUUUUAAUGUCAAACCGAGCUUUAAUAUUACAGGAAUGAUAUAAUGCAGUUAUACCUAACUAGAGAAAAGUUUGAAUAACCAAAGAUUGUAUUGAAGGCAGAAACUAUAAGCUGUAAACUAGAAGCAGCUGUUAGUAACACUCGAAGUUAAUAAAAUUUGCAUUACACGUUGCACUUUCAUCAUUCUGCCGCUAUCACGAGCAGGGUUUAUAGACGCUGAUUAAGAAAACUACCUCCGUUUUCUCACCCAGAGAACUGUAAUCAACUUGUUAGAAAUUAUCUUCAUUCCGUGGUGUACUGUGCACUAGGGAUAUUCGAUUCAGAUUCGAUUCUUUCAUUAAAAAAAUCGAUGUUUUGAAUCGAUUCUUCCAUAAGAAUCGAUUUUUCUGAUCCAUAAAAACACAUUCACUCCUAAAAAAAGUAUAACAAUAGUGAUUAAAACAUAAACAGUGUGGAGCGCCUGCUUUUGGUGUAAGAGCACGAAAUAUAAAAAAACAAAACCAACUCCGCUAGCGAAGCAAAGAAUAUUAUGUCGAAUGAAUGUAAUUUAUGCUGCACGCACCCUUUGCACCUAACAUAAUUGCAGUUACACGGAUCAGAAACAACCCUCUUCUUAUAAACACGAGGGUAAACGCUGUUUAAAUUGCAUCUCCUGCCAAUCAUUUUAAGCCACCCUCCGUGUAAACUUAAUAUCAGAUAAUUCAAAGGUAAAAAGUGGAAAUAAACAAUGAAACGAAGAUAUACUUUUGAGGGUGAAUAUUCUAUGGAAUUGACUAUUGAUUUUGAUCGAUAAUGGACAUCGAGUGGGAUGCAUACCGUGGAUUUAAUUAGAAUUCUCUGAAACAACUCAAUUAGAAAUUGUAUUAGGGAUUCACGUGAUUGAUAUACAUAAGGAAAUUAUUUAGCGCUAUCGAUAAAUUAUAUUAUUCAGGUCGAACAUAAAACUUUGGGUCUGCCGUUCCUAGUGCCGACCCCUGCUGUGGCACUUACUACACAAUAGGGCCGCUUUUACGAUUUGCCACUCAACCGAGACGUAUCUACUGAAAAUCGGGUAAUUCGUAAACGUUAUAUCUUGAAAACUAAUUAAAAUCAGGUGUAUACAUGUUUUCCUUUGAACUUAUAUAAAA